Messenger RNA from Gymnogyps californianus (California condor), 1050 nucleotides. RefSeq names its product alpha-1-microglobulin/bikunin precursor (gene AMBP). NCBI's taxonomy places the organism in Eukaryota, Metazoa, Chordata, Aves, Accipitriformes, Cathartidae. The record is from RefSeq and is a predicted model, not a curated record. Gene Ontology annotation, cellular component: cell surface; plasma membrane. Gene Ontology annotation, molecular function: serine-type endopeptidase inhibitor activity. The coding region runs from base 1 to 1038 and encodes 345 amino acids. The transcript has 10 exons.
AUGUUUUGCGGUCUCCUUUCCCUCCUCUUCUUUGCUGUGGCCAGCGGGACCCCCGUCGGGGACCAAGAUGAGGAUAUCCAAGUGCAGGAGAAUUUUGAGGCUGAGCGGAUGUAUGGGAAGUGGUAUGACAUCGCCAUCGGCACGACCUGCAAAUGGAUGAAGAACUACAAGGAGAAGUUCAGCAUGGGCACCCUGGUGCUGGGCCCUGGCCCCAGCGCCGACCAGAUCAGCACCGCCAGCACCAGGCUGCGGCAAGGUGACUGCACGCACAUCUCGGGAGAGUACCAGAAAACCAGCACCCCCGGCAAAUACACCUACUAUAACCCCAAAUGGGACGUGUCUAUCCGGUCCUACGUGCUCCGCACCAACUAUGAAGAAUAUGCUGUCAUUCUGAUGAAGAAGAAGAGUAGUUUUGGUCCAAGCACCACCCUGAAGCUGUAUGGGAGGAGUCCGGAGCUGCGGGAGGACCUCAUUGAGGCUUUCCAGCAGCUGGCUCUGGAGAUGGGCAUCCCCGCGGACUCCAUCUUCAUCCUGGCCAACAGAGGUGAAUGCGUUCCUCAGGAGACUGCAACUGCCCCCCAGAGAGCGCGGAGAGCAGUCCUGCCCCCCGAGGAGGGCUCGGCCGCGGGACCCCUGCCCCCUUACAUCGGCAAUAAGGAAGACUCGUGCCGGCUGAGCCGGGACCCCGGGCCCUGCAGCGGGAUGCUCUCCCGCUUCUUCUACAACUCCUCCUCCAUGGCCUGCGAAACCUUCCUCUACGGCGGCUGUCUGGGCAACGGCAACAACUUCUACUCGGAGAAGGAGUGCCUGCAGGCAUGCCGGACGGAGGCUGCCUGCAGGCUGCCCAUCGUCCAGGGUCCCUGCCAGAAGCUGGUGACGCGCUGGGCCUUCGACGCGGCUCAGGGCAAGUGCAUCACGUUCAGCUACGGAGGCUGCAAGGGCAACGGCAACCAGUUCUACUCGGAGAAGGAGUGCAAGGAGUACUGUGGGGCUCCUCCGCUGGCAGAGGACGAGGAGUUUCUGCAUCUGUCAAACUGACGCGGGCAGAGG